Molecule: messenger RNA, 447 nt
Organism: Hevea brasiliensis (rubber tree)
Lineage: Eukaryota; Viridiplantae; Streptophyta; Magnoliopsida; Malpighiales; Euphorbiaceae
Product: probable LRR receptor-like serine/threonine-protein kinase At3g47570
Exons: 3
Coding region: 1-447 (148 amino acids)
Biological process (GO): protein phosphorylation
Molecular function (GO): protein kinase activity; ATP binding
Source: RefSeq, a predicted model, not a curated record
AUGGCCAGGAUUAACCUGCUUCUGUGUUUCUAUAGGCGAAAGUCAAGCAAGAAUCCUCCUUCCAUGCCUUUUAUUGCGGAUAAGCCGUCUAGUUGGACAAGUCAGUUUUGGCUCACUCUAGUGUAUGAUUUCAUGGAAAAUGGAAAUUUGAAAAUGUGGUUACAUCCAAAAGAAAAUGGUAGCGAUCAUUCGCGGACUCUGAACCUUUUGCAAAGACUUCAUAUUGCAAUUGAUGUGGCUUCUGCACUAAAUUAUCUUCAUGACCAUGGUGAAGUGCCAAUCAUUCAUUGUGACUUGAAACCAAGUAAUAUUCUUCUUGAUAGUGGCAUGAGAGCUCAUGUUGGUGAUUUUGGAUUAGCAAGAUUUGCUCGAUCAUGGUGCUUCUUCGACGUUGCAUUGGGAUUCUACCCAGAAGUUUCUACUAUUGGGAAAUUGCAAAUUCUUUGA